Molecule: messenger RNA, 2732 nt
Organism: Centropristis striata (black sea bass)
Lineage: Eukaryota; Metazoa; Chordata; Actinopteri; Perciformes; Serranidae
Gene: eaf2
Product: ELL associated factor 2
Exons: 6
Coding region: 78-881 (267 amino acids)
Biological process (GO): regulation of transcription elongation by RNA polymerase II; positive regulation of DNA-templated transcription
Cellular component (GO): super elongation complex
Molecular function (GO): transcription elongation factor activity
Source: RefSeq, a predicted model, not a curated record
CAGGGCUCUGCUUGCCGUACAUGGCUAUCGGAUAAAAGAGAACAGCAGAAAAGUUUACAGCUCAUGAAACUCUCAGAAUGAAUGGGACAGCUUAUUCAAACUUUGACAAUCAAGAACAUGUCUUGAAAUUAGGGGAGACGUUUGAGAAACACCCCAAAACCGGCUACCACACAGUGCGAUAUGACUUCAAACCAGCCUCCAUUGACACGACAUGUGAAGGGGAGCUUGAAGUGGGCAAAGGAGAGCAAGUCACUAUUACUUUACCCAAUUUAGAGGGUUCAAGUGCUCCAGUAACAGUCUUCAAAGGGUCCAAGAGGCCAUACAUGAAAGAGUGUAUCCUCAUUGUGAACCAUGACACAGGAGAGUACAGACUGGAAAAGCUCAACAGCAAUAUAGCUGUAAAGAAGACCAGGGCUGAGGGCAGCAGUAAGAUCCAUUCUCGCCUGGAGCAACAGACCAGUCGUCUGAGCCAGCAGAUGAGGGGUAACAAUAACAACAGCAGUAGCAAGACCUCAGCCAGCUCCAAGAGUUCUCCUCCCAAAGAGAAGACGUCCCCAGCAUCUCCCAUGGACGACAUUGAGAGAGAGUUGAUGGCAGAGGCGCAGGUCAUGGACCAGCUAAGCAGCGGCGACAGCUCGUCAGACUCCAACAGCUCCUCGUCCUCCAGCAGUGACGACAGCUCCAGCAGCAGUGACUCUGAAGACGAACAGACCAGGAGGCAACCCCCGGCCCCGGCUCCGGCUAACCACAGCAUGCCUAUCAUCACCACCACUAGUGCCAACACCAACACCAACAGCCGUAGCCAUGAGAGUGGAGGAGGACUCAUGAACACACUCAAGAAUGACCUCCAGCUGAGUGAAUCAGGCAGUGAAAGUGACUGAACAACAUGAAGACGCUUGUGGACAUCAGGACGAAGAGUAAAAGAACCGGGUACAGACCUGUUAAGUGUCUUGCUUCCUUUAAUGUGGGACUGUCUUAUGUACAUAUCCACAAAUCUGCUAGCAAAUAUAAUUUUUGCUUCUCUGGCAACAAACUUUAGAUUAUACAUCACAUUUAUUGCUUCAUGAUCUUUUUUUUUCUUCUUUUUUUUUGCGUGUGAAGACUGUUAAGAGAUGCCUUAGUUCAGAGUGACAUGAUACAGUCAGUGUCGGAAGAAGCAGUAAAUUAUAACAAACUAUCUAAUGUUUUAUCUCACUUGAUGCACAUCUGUGGUUAAACCAACCAAGCAUAUCAAGGCAGAGUAACAGGUGGUGUUUUUGUAGUGUAGAUGGAUGUUUCUGCCCAAUAAGUCUAAAACCACCACUGGAGUUUUAGUUUCACAAUAUCAGGAACUUUUUGUGCGCUUUAAGUCAGAUGUUGGUUAAAAGUUGAAAGAAAUUCUAGGGUUUUUUUAUUUUUUUUUUGUAAAUGAGCCACACUGAUAUGACAGAUUAUUAUAUUAUAGAGUUUAUUGUAAAGUUAGAUGUUGAGCCUUUUCCUUUGGAUUACAGAAACCCAGCUGCAGGACUAUUUUCAUUUAAAGUGCAGGAAUAAAAAAAUUAAAAAAAAUUAGCUAGUGCUGGGUCAUCAAAAUGAUAAAAUAACAUCUAUCCUGUAUAUUUUUCUAUAUCGUUUCUAUCGUGAUGUUUUGAAAACCAGCAGCCAAACUGCGUUACUGCAAUUUCUACGCUGUUUGGACAACUCAUGUUUCUACGCUGUUUGGACGACUCUACAACUACUUUCUGAUGCUUUGCACGUGGGAGCGAAGCUGGCACAAACCAUACAGGCGCUGCUUUGCUUACAUGGAGUAUACAAAAAAUUGAUUACAUAUAGAGCAUUUAUUUAUUGUAUUAUUAGAAAACAGGCUAUAUUGUGAUAUAAAUCUUUGAGAUAUAAAAUGACCUAUAGCAGUAAAAGAUAUUUUCCAUAUGGCCCAGCCUUACCUUUGGCAUUACUCUGGGUACAAUGGAACAAGUUGAAAAUAACAUUGAUUGAUGUCUUAUCUCCUCAGAAAGUUGUAGCAAACGUUUUUCAUAAUUACUCACCCAGAAGUCACUGAUUAACAUCAUUAGUAGCUGGAAGUCCAAUACUCACUUUCCUUCACCUGCACCUGAGAAAUGAAUCUGGCAGAUAACCUCUAUCUGCUGUGACUUCAAGGGGCGAAGACGGGAGUAAUUAUUGAUUAUUGCAGCGUUAAUGAUUAAGGCAUUUCCAAAAACUUAAUUUAGUAUAAUUUAUUGUGAUAUUUCAGUAUACAAGUAGGUCUGAUUUCUGGCGAAGUAGUGCACUAGUUGACUCAGUGAGGGUCAUGCUUUGUAGCUUUAAACCUGCAAUACUUGAAUCUAAAUAUUUAUAUUUCAAAAUAUACUCGACCAACCGUGAAUUGCUUAAUAUAUUUUAUAUAUAUAUUAAUAGCCAAGUAAUUGGAAGUGCAAGUUAGUGUGAAUUGUAUUGCAUAAAACAAGCCGGAUGCUUUGAUGCUGCGCCUCGAUGUGAGUCUUAAAGAACUUCGUCUUCUGUGCCUUUUGUUAUGACAUAAGCUGCCUUCUUGUUUUGUCACAAGCACCCAUAUCAAGCUGCUGUUUAUGUCCCCUAACAUUUCUUUGGCAUCCCAGCUGACCGAUCCUGUGAGAGACUGAGAUGAAGAAGUCAAUAACAUGUUUUAGCCUUAAGGAGAGCGGUGGCCUCAGAGCGUCAUUUGUAAACCAUUUGAGAGUAAUUUCUUUGUAGAAAAAUAAAGAUUUUAAUAAGUU